Molecule: messenger RNA, 5955 nt
Organism: Lytechinus pictus (painted urchin)
Lineage: Eukaryota; Metazoa; Echinodermata; Echinoidea; Temnopleuroida; Toxopneustidae
Product: solute carrier family 35 member F5-like
Exons: 12
Coding region: 70-1368 (432 amino acids)
Cellular component (GO): membrane
Source: RefSeq, a predicted model, not a curated record
UAGUACAUCUUCAAGGAUAUUGGAUAUGACAAGCCAUUCUUCUCCACCUAUCUGAAGACAUCAUUGUUCAUGCUUUAUCUACUGGGUUUCUUGUUUUGGAGACCAUGGCGGCGGCAGUGUUUAGAUUGUUUUGAGAAGUCAAAGACUCUGAAUAUUGAUGAGAAUUCAAACGAUGACGAAGAUGUGUUGAUCUGCAGUCAAGAACAUUUACUGAGUGAUCCUCUGUAUGUUCCAGUCAAGUUCAACGACAGUGAUAAAGAGAGCAGUCGGAGUAACAGUUUUAGUGAGCCAUGCGAUUCUUCAACAUUGAAUUCCAGAGUUCGAUUUAGUAAUUUGAUGGAAGUCAGACAUUUGUCUGAUGAUGUUGCAGAUGAAGCCAUGAUGGCUAGGUUAUCCUACAAUGCUACACAGAGAGCAAAGGAAAACCUUCAACAAGCAAACAAGUUUACCAUUCCUCAAGUCGCAAAAAUUAGCUUCAUGUUUUGUUUAGUGUGGUUCCUUGCCAAUUUUUCUUAUCAAGAAGCAUUAAAUGAUUCCCAGAUGGCUAUUGUCAAUACCCUGUCAUCGACAUCGGGAUUAUUUACCGUUGUUUUAGCAGCACUGUUUCCCAGUUCUCAAGGUGAUAAAUUCACACUCACAAAAUUAUUUGCUGUUCUAGUGAGCGUCGGAGGAAUAUUUAUGGUCAGCUACUCAGAUAGGACCAAGGAUAACCAGUUUAAACUUGGCUCCCUUUGGGCUUUAGCUGGUGCUUUCUUCUAUGCAGUUUACCUUGUUGCACUCAAACGAAAAGUAGAUAACGAGGACAAGAUUGAUAUUCCUAUGUUUUUUGGUUUUGUUGGUCUGUUCAAUUUCCUAGUGAUUUGGCCUGGAAUAGUCAUCCUACAUUACACCAACAUAGAGCCGUUCCAACUCCCUAAAUCCAACGUUUGGAUAUACCUUGCUGUUAAUGGCAUAGUGGGAACAGUGCUUUCAGAGUUUCUCUGGCUCUGGGGGUGUUUCUUGACAUCAUCAUUGAUUGGAACACUUUCUUUGAGUCUCACUAUCCCCAUGUCGAUCCUUGUAGAUAUCUAUUAUAAUAAUGUGGACUUCUCCCUAAUGUUCAUCUUAGGUGCCAUACCAGUGUUUGUGUCAUUUAUUGUGGUAGCUAUCCUAACCCAUUACAAUGAUUGGGAUCCUGCAUGGGCUCUCAUCAAAAGACUUUACUACUGUUUUCAUAGACUAAGCUGCCUCUUCUGCACGAUAUGCUCAAUAUGCAGAAGGAAAACACCUCAUGUCAGGUUACCAACGUCAGAUGACAAAGAUCAGUCGGAAAGUUUAAUAGCUCUUCAUAGCAUGGAUAGUAGUGGUAAUGCUCUGGAUUGCUGUUGAGACUCACAAAUGAAUUCUCAUCCCUAAAUUUCACUUGAACUGUCGGUAUGCAGGCAGAAUUGUACCAAAAGACUAAUCUACUUAUUUAUUUUUUCUAACCAGAGUAUGAGUAAUCAAGUAGAAACUUGCUAUAACAACAAAUGCAAAAUUUGUAUGACAAGUUUGCUAUUGGCCAAUCACAUACCAUGGCAUGGUAUCUUUCAAAAAUAAGUCUUGUGAAAUUGAACCCAGGAUGUGUUUCAUGGAGCUGUUUUGAAAGGUACGCUUGAUAGAAUGACAGGAAUGUGAAGUGCCAAAGUUUGGGCUGAAAGUUUAUCAAUGGCCCUGUUUUAGAAAGGACUGUGAUCAAUUGAAUCAAUCACAACUAUGUAAAGCCAGUAAUGCCAUCAUUCUUUGUUUGUGAGUGUACGCACUUAUCCCCUUUAACAAGAAGAAUCACAUGGCAGUGUGCAAACGUAUGAUUGCGGUGUCAGUGGCUUUCCAUAGAUUGAUUGGAUCAGUCACACUCCUGUGUGAGAUGGAGUCCAUGGCCCGUAUUCUGAACUCGGGUUUAAUUUAAACUCGGGUUUAAAGUUGUGGUUUAACUAUGGAAAGCCAGUUGUUACAUAAAUUUAUAACAGAAGAAGUUCAAUGUAUCAGCUCAUUUGACUCCAGAAACAUUAAAUGCCUUGGAAAGAUACGUAUGACAGUUGUCUUCACCAUUAAAGAUUUAGUAAAGAGCACAGUAAACAUGAGAAGCAUUCACUGUAAACUAAAUUUUGAUCUGUUUGGUUUCCCAUAAGUUUAGCACAGAGUUAGACCAUGGUCUAAGUUAAAUCCGACUUCAGAAUACAGGCCUAUAUGUCCUAGCAAACAGUUUUAUAUUCCAAACUACAUCAUUCAACACUGGGCGAAAUAUCUACAUGUACCUUACCUACAAAUAUAUGACUAAUGUAGGUAUGAUAUACUAUUAUAUCCCUGUAAAUCAACUAAAAUAAUUUGUCUAGAGGCAGUUCAGAAAUCUGUUGCUAGCUUGCUAUAUUCCAAUUAUUUGUAAAGUCAUCCAUAAUUCAUCUAUUGUUUAUGUUGUAAUGGUGUUUAAAAAAAAAUAUUGUGGUUCAACAGGUCAUGUCUAGAACAGAAAAGGCAUGAUAAACUUUGUCAUGAAAAAAAUCAUAAUUUGACAUGCUUUUAGUAUUUUUAUUUCAUGCAAGAUAGAAGAGAAUGAUAAUGACAGCACUGUUUCGUAAUCAUAUACCUCUACCUCAUCAAAAUAGAGCAUGUUUUACACAGUGGUCGACAAUGAGUUCUGCAGUGGGUCAUAAUUACGCUGCCCAAUCCUUGGCCUAUUGUAGUUAUGCAUUGCUGUUAUUUAUUCCUUGCAAGGUUCUCUCUGACACACAUCAAGGAACAUUGAUUUUCUGUUUGCUGGGAAAUCAUAAUGAAAAAAUCUGUUCUUGUUCCCUACUUAUUAUUCGAAACUUUAUUCAAGAUUCAAGAUGUAUUUAUUCAAUUAUUGCUGCUCGAAGGCUGCAUUGCCAUUGAAUUAACAGUGACGAAGAAAAAAACAACAUAUAAAUUGCAUAUAAUUUCUGCAACAAAAAUACAUUUUGAAAUUACAAUAAUCUGGAUUUACCAUAAUAAUUCAAAUUUACAAAAUAAAUAUCAAUUAACAAUUUUAAUUUCAAUAAACAAUGAAAAUUACAGUUCACCAUGAUAAUUCUAUUAAUAUAAACAAGUAAGUAGACAAUAAAAAUGUAUUUCAUAAACUUGAGUUCAAAUCUUGAUAAGAGUGAUGAUGAAUAGAACAUGGGGGGGGUAUGGGAUAGCAAAGCAUUGAAAGCAGGUCAUUAAUUGAUGUCCAAGUAAAUGAUGAUAUUGUUUCAAAGAAGGAAUAAGCAGUGUUUAGUUGAAUAAAAUGAAUAAAUCAGGGCCUUAUUGAGUUUACCUUUGCAGAACAAAUCAUGUUUGUACUGUGUACUUUUUCUAUGACCCCCAAAAAUCAAUUUUUCGAUCAAGUUUCAAUGGUAUUACAGGUUUAAAAGAAAUGGAAAAGACAAUUUUUUCAAUGGAAAUUCAUUUUCUACACAUAAUUUCAGUAUGUUUCAUACAAACCUCAAGGAUUUCUUUAAAUUUCUAUGGUUCUUAACAGUCUACCUUGGAGAAGUUGCCAUGACAACUCAAUAAUUUUUAAGUUUGCAGUUUUUUAUAGCUAGUGUGAAUGGGCCUGCUAACAUUUUGAUUUCUAGAAAAUUCUUUGUGUGCCACACAUCUUUUUGUAAGCACUACUAAAUGAAUUUUGAUUUCAUAAUAAUAGAUUGAGAGGUUUGCAAUCCAUUCAAGAAUUAUUUGAAGAAAAAAAAAAUUCUACACAAUGGAUAUCAGUGAUAUGAUAUUCACUGAAUAUUUCCUCAAUCUUUGUCUAAAAUAAAAAUUAAAGAUUAUCACUCAGACAACUGCCAAACUGUGAGGACCAACAAGAAAAACUGCCAUUCUGCAAGACUAAAAAAUGGGAGAAGGUUUAGCUGGUUUAAUUUAAGCAAAUGCCAAUAUUAACCUUAUGCAAAGCUAUGUCAACCUGUUAUGCAGAUUUCAGUGUGAUUCUAGUUAUUGAUAUUUAGUGAACAAUUAUUGCUAUGAGAAAUAAUUUACAUGGACAGAAUGUUUUAAAUUUUCCAGAUUACUUUACUCUAAAUUUAUAGACACAGUACACAAAAGAACAAUUAUAAAAGGGAAAAAUGAAAUUUUAAUCUAGGUUAAAUUUGGCCUUCAGCCAUGACAGGCUUCAUGUUGUAUACUGUGCAGGUGAAUACUGCUGCAAGUUUCAAAUCACCUUGAUUUUUCCUAACAUAGAUAAUAUUCUCCCUGGACAUGUGUUUAAUUUUUCGAAUAUAUUCAUUUUUUGAAAAUUCUUAUUUCAUUGGCCUUUUAAGGCAGUGCAUCUUCAUGAAACUUGCAGAUAAAACAAUGGCACUGGAAUUAAACCAAUCAGACAAAUAAUUGAGGAGGUAACCAUUGCUAAUACACAAUGGCUUGCCCCUUUAAACUUUCAUCUGAUCUGGGGCCCUGUUUCAUAAACACUUCUGUUGUAAACUUUGCCAUAUGGCAACUACUAUGGUAACAGGGCUCAUCAGCCAAUUACAACUGAGAUAUAUCCAUGGUAAUUGCCAUAAUGGUAAAGUUACCGUGCAGUUUUAAGUCUUUAUGAAACGGCCCCCCCCCCCCCCACAAUGUUCCAGCACCACUAGACAGGACUACAGAUUUACUGGCUUGGCAUGAACAUAUGGGUUGUUACUAAGGGAUUUCUAAUUCUAAAGUGAUUGAUGUAUAUGUUUGGAACUAGUCUAUCUUGUCUUAUCUACAGAUUUCAUGAUGAUUUUCUUCCUGCCCAGAAGUGGUCUAUUUUACUACAAAUACUGUGAAUGUUUCUAUUCCUGUUUAGUUGGUACGGUUUCAACUUUAAGUUAAUUAUAUUCAUAAAAGCACCAUUUUUGUAUUUAAAUAUUCCAGCCCUUUUAUUUUGAAAGCCUGGAUUGUUAUAGCCAUUUUGUACUUUAAUAAGAGGAAAGAAUAACAUCUCAUAUCAAAUCUUUUCUAUGAUAGUGAUUCAUCUCAUAAUAUAUAUAAUGUGUGCUGCAAUGGUGUUUGUAUACACCCAUAUUUGUUGCUGGUUAUUUUCAAAAGGUAUCUAGUCAGCUCAUUCAAGGUACUAUAUGUCAUUGUAAAUAUCACAUUUUGUCAAAUCAUAUCAUUGUGUGCUUUUCAAUGUGUAGUCUUAUCAUUGGAUAUUGUGUCCUUAUAUAGGAAUAUGAUAUAUAUUGAGAUUAAUUUUUGUCUGAAAUAUUUAAAAAAAUCUACCUAAUUGCUACAUGUAUAUUGUAUAUAAUUCCUGACUUAUAUUUCUUUUCUUGAAAAAUACUUGUCUUAUAUGUUUAUGUGGAAAUUUGUUGUAUUAAGAUUGUAAUUAAUUUGAUUUGACUUGUAUAUCUUUGUUUCUAUCUGUUCAUAUUUCCAAAGCUUACAGUGGUAUAUUUUGUAUGAAUCUGUAUAUAAUUGAUCAGACUAUAUAUCAGAAAAUCUAUUACCAAUUAGAGGGGUUCUAUUAUUAUUGUGCGAAUCAAGCAUCAAUGAAAAGUUUUAGAAUUUAGUGAUACAAUUUUGUUUGUAAAAAUUUAUGUGUGAAAAAGAGUAAAAUUCCUAAAUCAGGAAAAUCCACACUCGUGAAAGAUGUAUUUUUGAAGGAAAAUACCGAUAUUACUUUUUAGUAUUUCAAAUUAAAUUAAAUGCUCUCAGCUUUGGAAUGAGUGUCCGCCAAUAUUGGUGUAUCAGGAAAAAAGGAAACCCAGAUUUCAUAUAUUUUCCUGUACUGAGGGAAAACUGACAUAAGUGACAAGAAAAAUAAUUAUGCCGUAAAACCAAAUCAUAUUAGUAUUCUUAUUGUACCUUGAUGAUGCUUCUGGGAUCACACAUGUGACACAGUGAACAAUGAAACUGAAAGGAACGCGAAAAUUACCAAAUCUCACUACUUCUUGCCAUCCCAUAAUCUGUGUUUGUUUUUAUUCAAGAAUCCUCUUUGAGCAUAUUGAGUAAAUCUUAAUUCAGAUGCAU